Messenger RNA from Pseudophryne corroboree (corroboree frog), 531 nucleotides. It is a transcript of the gene ATP5IF1, whose product is annotated as ATP synthase inhibitory factor subunit 1. Gene Ontology annotation, molecular function: ATPase inhibitor activity. Gene Ontology annotation, cellular component: mitochondrion. Gene Ontology annotation, biological process: negative regulation of ATP-dependent activity. The record is from RefSeq and is a predicted model, not a curated record. Bases 50 to 382 code for a protein of 110 amino acids. Lineage: Eukaryota; Metazoa; Chordata; Amphibia; Anura; Myobatrachidae. The transcript has 3 exons.
CCCAGCAUACACUGCGCAGCGGCAAGGUCAGGGGCAUCGGGACUGGAAGAUGGCCGGCCAGGUGCAGUUUCUUCGUGCAGGGCUCAGAAACGUUGUGUUUGUGCAGAUGCGUCGCUCGUCUGACCAGUUAGGAGAAUUGGGCAAAGGUGCUGGGAAAGGCGGUGGCGGUGGAGGCUCUGUUAGAGAAGCUGGAGGAGCUUUUGGUAAACGGCAGGCUGCUGAAGAAGAGAGAUAUUUCAGGCAAAAAGAGCAGGAACAACUCACUCAACUAAAGAGAAGCCACGAGGAGGAGAUCAAACACACCAAAAAUGAAAUUGAACGCCUGCAGAAGAAACUUGAGCGGCACAGCCAGAGUAUCAAGCAGCUGGCAGAUAAAGAUUAAUUUAAGAGAUUUACAGUACUUUGUUUUGCCUGUGCCGUGUCUGUGGGUUAUGCACACUAAAAGCUCUCCUGUGUGAGGUUGAUGUAUAAUAUCUUUGCAGAUGUUGAAUAAAAAACAAUGCAUUAAAUAGCUUUACAUUGAACUAGCAA